This is a messenger RNA of Prunus persica (peach), 1183 nucleotides long. RefSeq names its product purple acid phosphatase 17. NCBI's taxonomy places the organism in Eukaryota, Viridiplantae, Streptophyta, Magnoliopsida, Rosales, Rosaceae. Bases 1 to 1020 code for a protein of 339 amino acids. The transcript is spliced from 7 exons. Gene Ontology annotation, molecular function: ferrous iron binding; acid phosphatase activity; ferric iron binding. The record is from RefSeq and is a predicted model, not a curated record.
AUGGUUAGCAACUCUGCCAUGGCUUGCCUUUAUGAAAAAAACGUAGCUUCACGCCUUCAUCUGGUAUCGGUGUUUUGCAUUUCUUUGGUCGUUUCCGGCUUUGCAGAGCUUCAGAGGUUUCAACACGCAACAAAAGAUGAUGGGUCGCUUAGCUUUUUGGUGGUUGGAGAUUGGGGCAGAAGAGGGUUCUAUAACCAAUCCGCAGUUGCUUUACAGAUGGGAAGGAUUGGAGAGCAAUUAGAUAUAGAUUUUGUUGUAUCCACCGGAGAUAAUUUCUACGGUGAUGGAUUAAGGGAUGUAAACGAUCCAGCAUUUUUGGAGUCCUUCAAGGACAUUUACACAGCAACUAGCUUGCAAAAACAGUGGUAUAGUGUUUUAGGAAACCAUGACUAUAGGGGUGAUACUGAGGCACAAUUAAGCCCUGCCCUCCGAAAGAUUGAUAGCCGAUGGCUUUGCCAGAGAUCCUUUAUUCUUAAUACAGGAAUUGCGGAGUUCUUUUUCGUGGACACCACUCCAUUUGUGAACAAAUACUUGGUUGACAAAGAACAUAAUUAUGAUUGGCGAGCAGUAUCACCCCGUGGGACUUACGUCGCUAACCUUCUGCAGGAUUUGAAAGUGGCAUUGAACAAGUCAACAGCAAAGUGGAAGAUAGUCGUUGGUCACCAUGCGAUCAGAAGUGUUGGACAUCACGGCGACACUCCGGAGCUCAUAAGUCUCCUCUUACCAAUACUUAAGGCUCACAAUGUUGAUAUGUACAUGAAUGGACAUGACCACUGUUUGGAGCACAUCAGUAGCCUCGACAGUCCUAUUCAGUAUUUAACAAGCGGGGCAGGUUCAAAAGCAUGGAGAGGAGAUGUUAAGAGUUAUAAAAACAAUCGAGCCAUGAAGUUCUUCUAUGAUGGCCAAGGUUUCAUGUCUGUGAAACUGACCGGAUCGGAUGCUAAGAUUGCAUUCUAUGAUGUUUUAGGCAGGCUUUUGCACACCUGGAAGAUGUCCAAGCCGCUUCACUCUACCAUGUAAUUAUGAAGUGUGCUCGCCUCCCCAUGGCAGAGAGGCCAACAAACAAUCAGCAAAGGAAAAUUACAACACAGCUAGUUGAUCAGUUUUGUAAAUUAAUUUAGUAGUUGGGGAUACGUUCUCUGUGUACAUGUCAUUAUUGAUUUCUAGGCUUCAUGUACGUACG